Papaver somniferum (opium poppy) is the source of this 2704-nucleotide messenger RNA. RefSeq names its product vacuolar-sorting receptor 1-like. The transcript is spliced from 11 exons. NCBI's taxonomy places the organism in Eukaryota, Viridiplantae, Streptophyta, Magnoliopsida, Ranunculales, Papaveraceae. The coding region runs from base 428 to 2314 and encodes 628 amino acids. The record is from RefSeq and is a predicted model, not a curated record. Gene Ontology annotation, molecular function: calcium ion binding.
UUGUCAUCCCCUUUACCAUUUUCCUUCCCGCAGCAGCAGCCCGCUAUAACUAAAUUUCUUCUUUCUCUCAUAUCUUCUACCACCUAAAGAUCAACAUAACACCAGUUGAAUUAAAUUUAUUGAUUGAUUAGCUUAAUCAAUUAUUUAAUCUCCUUAUUAAAAAUAUAUUCCCAAACGUGAAUCUCACAUCUCCAUACUUUAAUUUAUUAUCUCCCCACAUCACAUCUCUGAGAGCUGAGAAGAAGAAGAUAAAUAGAGAUUGAUUACUUAAUUGGGUUGUUUGGUUUUACUUUUUCAAAAAAACCCAGAGAUUUCUUUAAUUCAAUUUAAGUCUACUUGGUUCAGAUAUAAAAGUUAUCUCGAUCUAGGGUUCUCUUUCAAUUUUUGAAAAAGUUGACAUCUUUUUUCGAUCUUUCUUCUAAAAAAGAUGAAACAGAAAUUAUUAGGUUUUUUGAUAAUAUGGGUAUGUUUAAUUUUGUGUAUCAAUACUCCUGUGAUGGGUAGAUUUGUAGUGGAGAAGAAUAGUUUAAGAGUAACAUCACCAGAUUCAAUCAAAGAUGUAUAUGAAUGUGCUAUUGGUAAUUUUGGUGUUCCUCAAUAUGGCGGUACUCUAGUUGGUACUGUCCUCUACCCUAAAUCAGAUCAGAAAGCUUGUAAGGAUUACAAAGAAGUUGAUUUGAAUUUCAAAUCUAAACCUGGUGGUCUCCCUACUUUCCUCCUUGUUGACAGAGGAGAUUGUUACUUUACAUUGAAGGCAUGGAAUGCGCAAAAGGCUGGAGCGGCGGCGGUACUUGUAUCUGAUGAUAAGCUUGAGCCAUUGAUUACUAUGGAUACGCCUGAAGAGGAGAAUGCGAGUGCUGAAUACCUGCAGAAUAUUACUAUCCCGUCUGCGUUGAUUAGUAAAUCACUUGGGGAUAGUAUUAAGAAGGCUUUGGCGAGUGGUGACAUGGUUAAUAUUAAUUUGGAUUGGAGGGAGGCGUUACCUCACCCUGAUGAGCAUGUUGAGUACGAGUUUUGGACUAACAGUAACGAUGAAUGUGGGCCAAAGUGUGACAGUCAGAUUGAGUUUGUUAAGAACUUUAAAGGGGCAGCUCAGAUACUUGAGCAGAAAGGUUACACUCAGUUCACUCCACACUACAUCACUUGGUACUGUCCGGAAGCUUUUGUGUUGAGCAGGCAGUGCAAAUCUCAGUGUAUCAAUCAUGGGAGGUAUUGUGCUCCAGACCCAGAACAGGAUUUCAGUACUGGGUAUGAUGGGAAGGAUGUCGUUGUUCAGAACUUACGACAGGUUUGCUUGCAUAAAGUUGCUAAUGAAAGUGGAAAACCGUGGUUAUGGUGGGAUUAUGUAACUGACUUCUCUAUCCGAUGCCCGAUGAAAGAUAAGAAGUAUACAAAGGAGUGUGCAGAUCAAGUCAUUAAAUCUCUGGGUGUUGACCUCAAGAAAAUAGAUGCAUGUAUUGGAGAUCCUGAAGCUGAUGUGGAGAACCCAGUGUUGAAGGCAGAACAAGACGCGCAGAUUGGAAAAGGUUCCCGAGGAGAUGUUACUAUCUUACCCACACUUGUGAUAAACGAUAGACAAUACAGAGGUAAAUUGGACAAAGGGGCUGUUCUCAAAGCCAUAUGUUCUGGAUUCCAGGAGACCACCGAGCCAGCUGUUUGUCUAAGUGAUGGAAUAGAAACAAAUGAGUGCCUAGAAAAUAAUGGUGGGUGUUGGCAAGACAAGGCUGCUAAUGCUACUGCAUGCAAGGAUACUUUCCGAGGAAGAGUGUGUGAAUGCCCUGUUGUCCAAGGUGUGAAGUUUGUGGGCGAUGGUUAUACCCAUUGUGAAGCUUCAGGACAUCUGCGUUGUGAGAUUAAUAAUGGUGGCUGCUGGAAGCAAACAAAAGAUGGCAAAACUUUCUCUGCCUGCUCAGAAGAACAUUCGACAGGUUGCAAGUGCCCACCAGGAUUCAAGGGUGAUGGUGUCCAAACAUGUGAAGAUGUGGAUGAAUGCAGGGAGAAUUCUGUGUGCCAAUGCACUGACUGCAAAUGCAAGAAUACUUGGGGAAGUUACGAUUGCAGCUGCGGUGGUAAUUUGCUGUACAUGCGAGAACACGACACUUGUAUAAGCCAAAGUGGAAAAUCUUCAGUUGGUUGGAACUUUGUGUGGGUCAUUUUCCUCGGCUUAGCUAUCACAGGGGUUGCAGGGUAUGCUGUGUACAAAUACAGAAUCAGGAGAUACAUGGACUCAGAGAUCCGAGCAAUCAUGGCACAGUACAUGCCAUUGGAUAACCAGGGUGAAUCUCAGAACCACGUUGCUCACGCAGACAUCUAAUGCAGGAGGGACGCUGAUUAAAUCAAAAAAACAAAAACAGAUAAAGCAAAGCAGAGAAAGAAAAAGAAGCAGAGAACAAAGAACGCGAAAGAAGAGAAUUGAAAUAUACAAUGCAGUACACAGUUCACUCUUUACACCCCCAUUCAAGUUCUAGAAAACAGAAGGUCAGCUGGAGUCAUGUUACCAAUACUACAACAUGUGUAUGUACGUAUGAACGGUGUUGUUGGUCUGAUCGUGUAUAAUCUCUUUUUGGAUCUUUCAAUACAGACUAAAUCUAGGUUAGAAACAUUUUACAUUUUUUUGGUUUCUUUGUUAUGCUUGUUACGCUCUCAAUGUGAUGAUAAAUUAUGGUUUUGCUACAAAUAUAAAUGGAAGUAGUACUAGACAGUA